Closterium sp. Naga37s-1 is the source of this 1206-nucleotide messenger RNA. NCBI's taxonomy places the organism in Eukaryota, Viridiplantae, Streptophyta, Zygnematophyceae, Desmidiales, Closteriaceae. The record is from the annotation of a GenBank genome assembly.
AUGCUUGGAUCAGAUCAGACAGAAGUAUUCGUGGGAGAAUCACCUUACCAUAAAGCUUCCAACCAUCAUUCCUCUACUAUCACCUCCUCUGCUCUCCUCUCCUCUGCUCUCCUCUCCUCUGCUCUCCUCUCCUCUGCUCUCCUCUCCUCUGCUCUCCUCUCCCCUGCUCUCCUCUCCUCUCCUCUGCUCUCUCCUGCUCCCCUCCUCUCUCCUCUGCUCUCUCCUGCUCCCCUCCUCUCUCCUCUGCUCUCUCCUGCUCCCCUCCUCUCUCCUCUGCUCUCUCCUGCUCCCCUCCUCUCUCCUCUGCUCUCUCCUGCUCCCCUCCUCUCUCCUCUGCUCUCUCCUGCUCCCCUCCUCCCUCCUCUGCUCUCUCCUGCUCCCCUCCUCUCUCCUCUGCUCUCUCCUGCUCCCCUCCUCUCUCCUCUGCUCUCUCCUGCUCCCCUCCUCCCUCCUCUGCUCUCUCCUGCCCCUCCUCUCUCCUCUGAUCUCUCCUGCUCCCCUCCUCUCUCCUCUGCUCUCUCCUGCUCCCCUCCUCUCUCCCCUGCUCUCUCCUGCUCCCCUCCUCUCUCCUCUGCUCUCUCCUGCUCCCCUCCUCUCUCCUCUGCUCUCUCCUGCUCCCCUCCUCUCUCCUCUGCUCUCUCCUGCUCCCCUCCUCUCUCCUCUGCUCUCUCCUGCUCCCCUCCUCUCUCCUCUGCUCUCUCCUGCUCCCCUCCUCUCUCCUCUGCUCUCUCCUGCUCCCCUCCUCUCUCCUCUGCUCUCUCCUGCUCCCCUCCUCUCUCCUCUGCUCUCUCCUGCUCCCCUCCUCUCUCCUCUGCUCUCUCCUGCUCCCCUCCUCUCUCCUCUGCUCUCUCCUGCUCCCCUCCUCUCUCCUCUGCUCUCUCCUGCUCCCCUCCUCUCUCCUCUGCUCUCUCCUGCUCCCCUCCUCUCUCCUCUGCUCUCUCCUGCUCCCCUCCUCUCUCCUCUGCUCUCUCCUGCUCCCCUCCUCUCUCCUCUGCUCUCUUCUGCUCCCCUCCUCUCUCCUCUGCUCUCUCCUGCUCCCCUCCUCUCUCCUCUGCUCUCUCCUGCUCCCCUCCUCUCUCCUCUGCUCUCUCCUGCUCCCCUCCUCUCUCCUCUGCUCUCGUCAUCUCCUCUGCUCUUUUCUCUCCUCUCAUCUCCUCCCCUCUCCCCCUCCCCUAUCUUCCCCGCUACUCUCCUCUCCUUGCAUAA